AUAUAAUUAGGAGCCUUCCGUUUCUUCGCCGCAGCAACAUCAACCUGUGGUUUCUUCGAAGAGAAGUGGAGGAGGAAUGCUUACCAUUGUUGAUUAUGGCCACGAUGAAGCUGCCAUGUCACCGGAGCCCGAGGAAGGAGAAUUAGGAAGCAAUGAUGACCUUAUGAUUGGCAUAGAGCAACAAAAUGCCAGUGGUGGUGUUUUUAACGCAUCCGACAGCUGUUCAAUUGAGUCCACCAUCAUCUGCUUUAGAACCGAUACAGCCUGAGGCCUUGACCAAUGCUGUUAGUGAAUCAGACGGUUUAGAAGUCGAGGAAGCAGUUUCCAUAGACAAUGUCGAUCCCUUGGAUAUGUUUCUUCCUCCUCCACCAAAAGCCAAGUGUUCAGAGGAGCUACAAAGGAAAAUAGAUAAGUUUCUCAACUUGAAGCGAGUUGGGCAAAGCUUCAAUGCAGAAGUUCGUAAUAGGAUGGAUUACAGGAAUCCUGACCUUUCGCUGCAUGCUGUAAGGUAUCAAUGA
Hibiscus syriacus is the source of this 518-nucleotide messenger RNA. RefSeq lists its product as uncharacterized. The coding region runs from base 186 to 518 and encodes 110 amino acids. NCBI's taxonomy places the organism in Eukaryota, Viridiplantae, Streptophyta, Magnoliopsida, Malvales, Malvaceae. Gene Ontology annotation, biological process: regulation of DNA-templated transcription. The record is from RefSeq and is a predicted model, not a curated record. The transcript has 4 exons. Gene Ontology annotation, cellular component: nucleus.